UCUACAAAAUUUGCAGUUCAAUAAUGGUGGAGACCGUAUGGCAGCCGCCAAACAUCGCUCAACAAUGCCCGGCGCAGACAAAUCUCACCGCAUGUACCCCUUUUGGUCUCGUGUACCUCAACUUGUUGGUGAAACUGUUUGGCUCGGCGCCGGACCGAGCCCCUGAGCCGGUAGACGCUGAAACCUACGACUUCAUUGUCAUUGGAGCCGGGGCCGCUGGAUGCGUUGUCGCUAAUAGACUUAGUGCGAUUCAAGAAUGGAAGGUACUGCUCCUAGAGGCUGGCCCUGAAGAACCCGAGAUAACCUCAGUUCCCGCGCUGUCCACAGCGCUCCUAAACUCAAACUUGGACUGGCAGUACAGGACCAUGCCCAGCAAUGUCGCCUGUCUGGCCUUCCCGAACCAGCGAUGCAGCUGGCCAAGGGGAAAACUGAUGGGUGGUUCAAGUUCCAUCAACUCGUUCGUGUACGUCCGCGGCAACAAACUUGACUAUGACGAUUGGGCGGCGCUGGGUAACCCGGGCUGGAGCUACGACGAGGUACUAACAUACUUCAAGAAAUCCGAAAGAAAUCUAAACAUAGAAGUGUUAGACCGAGCAUAUCACGGCGUCAACGGCGAUCAAGCCGUUUCAUUCUUUCCCUAUAUAGGCGAUCCCGCUAUUAUGAUGACCGAGGCCUUCAACGAGACCGGUUUGCCGAUUAAUGACUGUAAUUCCGCCCGACAGUAUGGAACCUUACAGGCCCAAGCCACCUCAGAACAGGGUCAGAGAGCUUCCACUAACAGGGAGUUCAUCAGGCCCAUCAGAUACAAAAGGAAGAAUCUUAAUGUCAGACCUGAAGCCGAAGUUGUCAAAAUACUUUUUGAUGAGAACAGAAGAGCUUCUGGCGUACAAUACAUUAAAAACGGUCAGCUAUUCACAGCUUAUGCGACUAAAGAAGUCAUAGUGAGUGCCGGAUCUAUAAAUUCCCCAAAACUACUAAUGCUUUCUGGAGUCGGACCUAAAGAACACUUGAAUAAUCUUAAUAUACCAGUGAUCUCAGAUUUACCAGUUGGAGAAAACCUCCAUGAUCACGUCACUUUUAACGGGUUAGUUGUUGCGUUGUCAAAUAAAACCGCUACCACUGCCAGCCAGGAAAAGAUCAUUGAAGAUAUAUUAGAGUACAAGCAGAUGGAAGUCAAAAGGGGUCCAUUGUCAGGCAACGGCCCAGUGAACAGUAUAUCUUUUUAUUUGACUGAACCUGGCUUGCCGGCUCCCGAUAUCCAAGUACAAGUUAACAAUGUUAAUUGGGAAGAAUAUGUCAGAGAACCUAUUGAUUAUGAGAGUUUGGCUAUCUUCCCGACGGCAUUUUAUAAUGGAGUCAUACCAAGGGUCAUGAACAAUGUUCCAAAGAGCAGAGGUAGAUUACUCCUCAACGCGAGUGAUCCUUACGGAGAUCCUCUGAUAUGGUCCGGGUAUUUGACUGACCCACGGGAUUUAGAAGUACUAAUAAAAGGUGUGAAAAGGGUUUUGGCUUUGGAAAACACUCAUGCUUUUAGAACUAGAGGUGCUUACUUCGUUAGGACCCCUCUGCCUGCAUGCAAGCACUUGCCUUGGGGUACAGAUUCAUACUUUGAGUGUUUGGCGAGGUCUUACACAUCUAGUACUUACCAUCCUGUGGGGUCUUGUAAGAUGGGCCCCGCUGGGGAUCCCACGGCAGUGGUGGACCCCAGGCUCAGAGUUUAUGGAGUGACAGGGCUAAGAGUUAUAGACGCGUCUAUGAUGCCACAGGUAAUUCGAGGUAACACGAAUGCUCCGUCAAUUAUGAUUGGAGAAAGAGGAGUGGCUUUAGUCUUGGAGGAUUGGCUGGAUAAAUAUAAGAAGUAUAAAUAA
Messenger RNA from Cydia amplana, 1868 nucleotides. Its product is annotated as glucose dehydrogenase [FAD, quinone]-like. Lineage: Eukaryota; Metazoa; Arthropoda; Insecta; Lepidoptera; Tortricidae. The record is from RefSeq and is a predicted model, not a curated record. The transcript has 5 exons. The coding region runs from base 24 to 1868 and encodes 614 amino acids. Gene Ontology annotation, molecular function: flavin adenine dinucleotide binding; oxidoreductase activity, acting on CH-OH group of donors.